This is a messenger RNA of Clupea harengus (Atlantic herring), 6449 nucleotides long. RefSeq names its product scavenger receptor class F, member 2 (gene scarf2). Gene Ontology annotation, molecular function: scavenger receptor activity. Gene Ontology annotation, biological process: heterophilic cell-cell adhesion. Lineage: Eukaryota; Metazoa; Chordata; Actinopteri; Clupeiformes; Clupeidae. The record is from RefSeq and is a predicted model, not a curated record. Gene Ontology annotation, cellular component: focal adhesion.
CCGUUGUCUUCCUAAUCAUUUACAUUUACCUUGAAGGCCUAUAUGGUUUAUUAGUCAUAUUCUAGAAUUACGUUGGGCCCACUAUCAAAAACACGCAUUCUGUGAAGAUCUCUAACUGCAUUUUCCUUAUUUCAGAACAGAUUUGAACUAUCUCUGUCUGCCUGACUGUACGCGCUGAAAGUGUUUGGGAGCAUGGGUAUGAGAGAGUCUCGGGUUGGGAAGAAAAAGAAGCGUCUUUUCUAUGGCACACCCACCCUGUAGCACUCGUUCAGUGGCAUCAGACCGAGAAAUCAACUGUUGCGCACGAAAGUCAAGCUUACUUAAUUCCCUAUAGCCAGGGCCAAGGAUAGGGUAACUAAUCAGGAAUUUCCCUCUGCCACUCCUGAAAAUGAGCGCGACGAAAAAGCAAACGCGUAACGAUUCAUUUUUACGCCUCCCGUUUCCGCUCAGAAAAUGAGGGUCUAUAAUAUACCUAUGUCUGCUCAAAUGUACAAUAUUUUCCAAUGAACUACUGGAUCCCUACCUAUCUUGAAAAAAGUUGCAAGAAGACGGGCGCCAGUUUUCAGCUUUUUAACACCAGCAAAACUAUUAAUGGAUAGUUUUUAAGGAUUAAGUCUUUAUCCAUUGCUGCCUUUACAAAUGAUUGGAGUACGAUUCCAGUGGUGGAGUCGCUUGCUGAAGUGGAAACGAAGCAACGAGUAAAACUUUGGGGUUUUAUAACUUUUGUGCGCCCUCUUCUCUGUGGAUUGGUGUUGCUACACCCUCUCGCACUAAUCGUUCAUGGCGUAGACGGUCGUCAUAUCUUCUUCUGUUUCCGAAGAACUUGGAUAAUACUUUCUGAGAAGUAAAACCCAAAUGAACGUUUUUCUGACGUGUGUGAUUGUACAUUUUAUUCCCAGAAAGACAGAGGGUCGCAAAAAAGAUCAGUUAACAUUUCUUGUUUCUAAUUGGAAGGAAUGGUUGACAAAAGAGACGCAUGGAAGGAUGCUGUUUCUUGUACAAUGGAACUGAAAAGUAUUUUUACAGUUGCCGUGGUGUUGUUUUUGUUCAUUUCUCCGAUUUUCAGCCAAGAACUCAAUCCUAAGGGUAGGAAUGUAUGCAAAACGCCAGGGUCAUCUGAGUCUGUGUGCUGCAGUGGAUGGGCACAGUUAAGAGAAGAAUGCUCCAUACCUCUUUGUGAGGGCAAUUUCACUUGUAAAGAGAACGAGGUGUGCGUCAGGCCCAACGAGUGCCGCUGUCGACAUGGAUAUUUCGGAGCCAGCUGUGAUACUAAGUGCCCCACCCAAUUUUGGGGUCCAGACUGCAAAGGGAAGUGCACGUGUUACCCUAACGGGAAGUGCGACGAUGUGACGGGCAAAUGCACGUGCAACCCCAACCGCUGGGGGUCCAACUGCGAGAAGCCCUGUGCUUGCCAGAAGGGCAAGUGCGACCAGGAGACGGGCAAGUGUACGUGCCAUGCGGGCUUCUGGGGGCCACAGUGUGCCAACAGCUGCUACUGCGCCAUCAACUCGGUGUGCGACCAGGCCACGGGCCGCUGCAUCUGCCAACCGGGCUGGUACGGGCGCAGCUGCAACACCCAGUGUGCGUGCAAUGGCAGUCCGUGCGAGCAGUUCACAGGCCGGUGCCAGUGCCGGGAGCGGCUGUGGGGACAGCACUGCGAGCGCUACUGCCAGUGCGUGCAUGGCAAGUGCAACCAGGCCGACGGCUCGUGCACCUGCAAGCCGGGCUACCGGGGAAAGUUCUGCAGAGAGCCUUGCCCAGCCGGGUUCUACGGACAGAACUGCAGGAACAGGUGUGGCCACUGCAAAGGGCAGCAGCCCUGCAAAGUGACCGAGGGUCGCUGCGUCACCUGUGAGCGAGGCUGGAAUGGCACCAAGUGUGACCUGAUGUGCGCCCCUGGCUAUUUCGGGGAGAACUGCAAGGACGAGUGCCCACCAUGUAAAGAUGGCCAUUUCUGCAGUCGCAUCGAUGGCAAAUGCUCUCACUGUAAUCCCGGCUGGAUCGGAGAUCGCUGUGAGGUGCGCUGUCCCAAUGGCACCUAUGGCGACAGAUGUGAGAACGACUGCAGCCACUGUUUUAAUGGGGAGUGUCACUUUGCCACCGGGGAGUGCCUGUGUGAUCCAGGCUUUCAUGGGACUUACUGUAACCUCACCUGUGACUUUGGCCAGUAUGGAGUGAACUGUGCCCAGACCUGCCCGUGCCAUGACAAGAACUGCGAUCCUGUGUCCGGAGCCUGCAAUCUGCAGCCCAACCAGCGGAUGGGAGUGAUUGCGGCCGGGUCGCUGGUGGCCUUCCUCCUAGUGCUGCUCCUCUGCCUGCUCUGCUGCUGCUGCCUCUGCCACAACAAAGGUGACAUCAACCCAGACCAGGAUAAUUCCACCAGCAGCAAGAAGGCCAAGCGUCUCCUCUGCGGUCGCUUCAGCCGAAUCAGCACCAAGCUGCCGCGGAUUCCAUUACGUCGUCAGAAGCUGCCCAAAGUCGUCGUAGCUCACCAUGAUCCAGAGAACACCUUCAACUGCAGCUUCAUCGAGCCCCCGUCCGAGGUCGAGCCGCACUCCCCCUCCUGGUCCGACCAGGAAUCCCUCUCGUCCUUUGAGACCAGUGAGGACGGCCCAGUGUACUGCAUCCCCCACGAAGAGACCUGUGGAGAUAGCAAUGAGAAGAGUAGUCCCGCCCCGGUAGCAGAAAGCACAGUGGCGUCCAGCGAGGAUGAUGCUGGCGAAUACACAUCCCUCAAAGAGACCACUCCGGCCAAGCAAGGCGCCGGUGACGGCAGCGAUCAGCCUCUGCUCAAGUCCACAGACAGCGAGGGCUCCACCAGUGGCUCUGAGUCGACCGCUGUGGCCCUCUAUGCCUGCAUCGCCCGCCUCUCCAAGCAAUCUAAGGAGGACGAGGACAGCAGCGCAGGGGAGGUUAAAGGGAACGGCAAGCCUCCGUCUCCCGAGAGGACCAAACCCCGGCCUCCUGAUCCCUCCACCAAACCCAAGGUCUCUUGGAUCCACAGUGCAGUGGGAACCAACCAACCAGAGAAAGGGAAGGGGGAGACCCCGCCCAGCGAGAAGAAGAGAGGAUCGUCAGAGUGUGGUGAGAAGCAGAGGAGCAGGGAGAAGUCGGGGAAGACCAAAGACAAGAAGAGCCAGGAGGGCAAAGUCCCCGAGGGAGGGGGGGACUCCCCCAGCAAGGGCAAACCUCACAAGGGCCGCACGGCUGAGGAACACAGGGAGCACAUCAACGGAGUGGUGCAGAACGCUCUGAAGAAGAUCAGCAACUUCCACUCGGAGAAGAAGGCUCCCAAGGAGGAGGCCCCCAAGGAGCCGCCCAAGAGCCCAAAAAUCAUGCACCCGCACAUGAACUCAGAGGCCGCCACCCUGCUGGCCGCCCAGCUGAAGGAGAAGACCCAGUCCAUCAACCGCAACGAUGGCCUGGUGGGGGUCAAGACCAACGGGCUAUCCACUCCGCAGGCGCAGCGUGAAAAGCCCACCCCGCCCCAGAAGGCCAAGCGCACGGUCGGCGGGGCACAGCAAGGCUCCACCAAGCCCCUGCUGCCCACCACCGGCAGCCUGCACAAGAUGGUGGGGCCUGUGACGGACACAGCAGAGAUCCCGGAGGCCCGGGGCCCGGACAAACAGCCGAGCAUGAACGGCUCUAAGACUGUGGAGGUGGCAGGGGACUCAACACCCAAGAAGACCCCCAUCAAAAAGCCCCCCAGGAAGAAAGGCAAGGAGGGUAACCCCCCUGACGCCGAGAUCAAAACCACUCCAAAGACAGCUAUCAUGCCACCUCAAGUAGUGAAAAACAAUUAGUGCUGUUCAGUCUCAAUGGAGCUGCUCAAUGAACCACACAGGCCAUUUUUUUCUCAUUAGUAACAAAUGACUGUUAUAGUGUUCAAGUAAACGAGCACAAAACAAGAAUUUUUUUUCAAGGUCAAGGACAUACCUGAAGCAAACAUUACUCUCGAGGUAGAGUGGAGAGUACACAGAGGAAUGCUUUACCAUAUAGUAUUAAUAUGUACAUGGGUUUUGAGGUAAUGUUAUAAGCUUGGUUUUAUGUUAUAAAUUCAAGUGUAUGCAAACUAUAAGCAGUUCAUUUAGCAUAUUCUGUACUCUCCUAUUAUACAAGGUAUGUUUUUGAUGGGUGUUCUAAUCUGUGUUCAAAGACAGUGGCAUAAGUCUUAUGUUUUGUGGAGUUCUGCAGUAUCCAGCACUUUCAAGGUGGUUUAUGCAAAACAAAGUAUUUAAAGAUUUUGUUUAUCGGCUACCAGCCUAUUCAAAGACGGUACUGGUAAUGCAGACACAUUUGACUUUGCCCAAUCCAGAUCCUGAUCAUAUUCAAUAUAUAUAUAUAUAGGGUUAAAUUCCAUUUGUUGUAAUCUAUAGACCAUAUGUAUUUACAACAACAAAGUUUGGCUAAUACUGGGACUUUGAAACUUAUUUGGCUCCAUAAUUACAGUCUUUAGCGAGAUGAACAACCUGUGGGGCUUGAGGUUAGCUCUCUGUCAUCCCUAAAAUGGUAGCUUCACCCAUGAUUGGCAUUUCAUUUUCUUUAGGUCAAAGAGCACACUGCAAUUUAAUUGUGAUAAAUCAUGCUUCAGUAUGGCCCUGCUGAAAUGAGAGCCAGAGCCCAUCAUGAUCCCACUGUCAAGCUCCCUCAGACCACAUGAUGCCUUGCAUAAGGAGAUGUGAAAAAUAACCUUUCUGUCAAACUCUCACGUACGGCGGUCUGUGCCAAGGCAGUGCAAUCAACAGAGCCACACUGGAACUCUUGACCUUGCAGUUUAAGAGUAAAGUGCCUUAGAAUUAUCACAAGAUGUGCCCUCAAGCGGUGUAAGGUUUUAGUCAAAAGUGCCCUUUCCUCUUCAAGCUGAGACUGACUGUGUGUGACGGUCCUGUGUGAGCUUAUCUAAAUGACUGGUGGCGUUGAGAUAGCAUUACUGUGGCGGUUCCAGACUUCUUCAACUGUGGUUGCUAUUACUCAACCAAGGGUGGCAUUCCCAAGUAAACCCCCUACAAACACACUGACACACACACACACACACACACACACACACACACACACACACGUGUGUAAAGAUGUAUGACUUUGUUCAUAAUAAUAGUGAAGGACAGGCUCAAAGCCAGUGAUUUAAUUUGUUCUACUCAUCUAUAUAUGCCCUGUUAUUCAGCUUGUUCACUUGAACCACUGAUUCUCAAAAAUGUAUCUUUCAUUGUGUCGGCAUAAGGUAAUAAUAACAUCAAAGGUCAAAUAUGUCUGUACAACUGCCAAAACUGUUCAAAACCCAGGUAUUGAUGUUAAUAUUGUUACUGUUUCCUAUGCAAAAGAUGACACCGAAUGGUACGAGUGCACCAUCUCUCGAAUGCCGGCCACGUGCAUGCUUAGACGAUGACUGUCUCCUCGGAGCGGUUUCCUGCGCAUAUUGUCUCCCCUCAGUCUAUCAUACUAUGUAAUUAUGGAACAACACAUCAUGUUCAGAGUUAUGGGCCUAACAAGCACUUGUGGGUUAUUCCGAGACCAGGAAUACCCUUUCUAUUAAAUUGAGGACUAGAAUCAAAUACUAGAAUGAAACUAGAAGAAAACUGGAGGCUUUUUGAGUUUUGAUGCAAUGUAUUUAGGUGUUUUAUAAUGUCUUUUGCAUCGUCCGAAUGAAAUAGUAAGAGUGAGUGUCAGUGUGUACAGACAGCAGUAUGAUAUUACGACCACGUGCUAAGGAUGUAAAGGAAAAAAUUGUUGUUACUAUGGUUGCAACUGUUUUCUAUAAUGGUACAAUUAUUUAGUCUUUAUAAUGGUUAUUUUUCUACGUUAAAAUAUUUUGUAAUAAUAUUUUGUCUAUGUCUGUAAGCUGUGCUUAUGUGAUUUUUUGCUAUCUCAUGUUAUUUUAACGUUAAAUGAACUGGCUUUCAUUUUUCUUUAUUUCUUUUUGUUUUGUUUCUUCGUUUUAUAUAUAAACAUCAGGUACAAAAAUUGAAUAUGAUUUUACAGUAUACUCAAGACGUUUUAGUGGUUGUGAGAUUAUUUUUGUCAUUUUUCUGUGGAGAUUCUUGUUCCUUGGGCAAUGAACUGCAUGAAGCAGAGAUAAAUGAUUGGUCAUUUCAUAUCUCACUUUCCUAAUGGUCCACUGCAUUUAUUUAAAACUGCCUUUUUUCAAAUAACUCACUCCGACAAGACCAGUUAUACAUGAUUUUGCACAAAUGUCUAUGUGAAAACAUGCUCGAUUGUAAAUGUUUGGAAGUCCGAUAUGAGAUUUUGAGGACUGAGGUUUUACUCGAAACAAGAAAAGAGAAUCUUUCCAACUGGCCCAGCUGCUGUUUACCGGCACAACAAAAGUAAGCCGUUCAGUUUUACCAGUAACCUUGGGUAUGUUAACAUCAUUACUUUCCAUUUUACAGUGUGUCCUUCUUGUAAAUGUGUUGUUCCUCAGUUACUUCAAGAAAAUAAAAUUAAAUGUUUAGCAA